Messenger RNA from Dicentrarchus labrax (European seabass), 1651 nucleotides. It is a transcript of the gene eno3, whose product is annotated as enolase 3, (beta, muscle). The record is from RefSeq and is a predicted model, not a curated record. Gene Ontology annotation, molecular function: magnesium ion binding; phosphopyruvate hydratase activity. Gene Ontology annotation, biological process: glycolytic process. The coding region runs from base 168 to 1472 and encodes 434 amino acids. Gene Ontology annotation, cellular component: phosphopyruvate hydratase complex. The transcript is spliced from 13 exons. Lineage: Eukaryota; Metazoa; Chordata; Actinopteri; Moronidae.
CGCUCCCUGCCUCUCUACCCGGCCUCCUCCCCCUGCCAGGGAGUGUCUAUAAAAACCCUGCAGUGUGACAGACGGACACUUUCCACGUCAGUCGGACAGUCAGGCAGACAGACAGACGGCCAAAGAGGACACCCCCCUUUCUUCUCCAAGAACAGGACUCAGUCAGGAUGUCUAUCACUAAGAUUCACGCUCGGGAGAUUCUGGACUCCAGAGGAAACCCCACAGUGGAGGUGGACCUGUGGACAGCUAAGGGUCUGUUCAGGGCAGCUGUUCCCAGCGGUGCAUCAACUGGAGUCCAUGAAGCUCUGGAGCUUCGCGAUGGAGACAAGAGCCGUUACCUGGGCAAAGGUACAAUAAAGGCGGUGGAUCACGUGAACAAGGACAUCGCCCCCAAGCUGAUUGCAAAGAACUUCAGUGUUGUCGAGCAGGAGAAGAUCGACAAGUUCAUGCUGGAGCUGGACGGCACUGAGAACAAAUCUCAGUUUGGUGCUAACGCCAUCCUGGGCGUGUCGCUGGCCGUCUGUAAGGCCGGAGCAGCAGAGAAGGGAGUUCCUCUCUACCGCCACAUUGCCGACCUCGCCGGACACAAAGAUGUCAUACUUCCUGUUCCCGCCUUUAACGUCAUUAACGGAGGCAGCCAUGCUGGAAACAAACUGGCCAUGCAGGAGUUCAUGAUUCUUCCAGUUGGAGCCGCCAACUUCCACGAGGCCAUGAGGAUCGGAGCUGAGGUGUACCACAACCUCAAGAAUGUGAUCAAGGCAAAGUACGGCAAAGACGCCACCAACGUGGGAGACGAGGGAGGCUUCGCCCCCAACAUCCUGGAGAACAAUGAGGCUCUGGAGCUGCUGAAGUCGGCCAUCGAGAAGGCCGGUUACCCCGACAAGAUCAUCAUCGGAAUGGACGUGGCGGCCUCCGAGUUCUUCCGCAGUGGAAAGUACGACCUGGACUUCAAGUCCCCCGACGACCCGGCCAGACACAUCAGCGGAGAGAAGCUGGGAGACCUGUACCGCAGCUUCAUCAAGAGCUACCCCGUCCAGUCCAUUGAGGAUCCAUUUGACCAGGAUGACUGGGAGAACUGGGCCAAGUUCACCGCCUCUACAGACAUCCAGAUCGUAGGAGACGACCUGACGGUGACCAAUCCGAAGAGGAUCCAGCAGGCGGUGGACAAGAAGGCCUGCAACUGUCUGCUGCUCAAAGUCAACCAGAUCGGCUCUGUGACCGAGUCCAUCCAGGCGUGUAAGCUGGCUCAGAGCAGUGGUUGGGGUGUGAUGGUCAGCCAUCGCUCCGGAGAGACUGAAGACACCUUCAUCUCUGACCUGGUGGUCGGACUCUGCACCGGACAGAUUAAGACCGGUGCUCCCUGCAGGUCAGAGCGUUUGGCCAAAUACAAUCAGCUGAUGAGGAUCGAGGAGGAGCUCGGAAGCAAGGCCAAGUUCGCCGGAAAAGACUACCGCCACCCAAAGAUCAACUAAAGCUCUGUCCUGACUUCGUAUCUGUCACCGUGACAACUGACUGACAACUGACGACCCCUGAAGGCCCUCCCCCCUGUAGCUGGGGGUGAGAGGUCAGAGGGUCUUAGCUAUAAUUCCAUUAAUGAUGUUUUCUAUAUAAAACACAAUAAAGACUAAAGAAUAAAACAUGUCUGACUUUA